ACCCAACCCCUCGUGCCCUCCUCUCUCUCUCGAACCCUAGCGCUCCACUCCUCCCUGGCCGCCGCCACCUCCGGCGCCCUCUGUCCGGCGAGAUCCCCUCCAACCCACGUCUCCACGACUCCUCCUCCUCUCUGGAUCGAUCACCCCAACCCACGACUCCUCCUCCUCUCUGGAUCGAUCACCCCCAACCCACGACUCCUCCUCCUCUCUGGAUCGAUCCGCAACUGCUUCCAACCCAGCCACCGCCGUAGACCUUCCCCAAUCCCGGCCUCCUACACGCCGAGCCAAGACGUACCCCUUCCUUCUCGAUGGCUAACCCCUCCAUGGCGGCCGGCGGCGGGGUGCCGUUGGCAGAGAGGGUCCACGGCGUCGGGGCCCAGAUCCACAACCGCUUCUGCAUCAGGGCACCUUCUUCCGCGUCGACGCCUACGGGAACGUGCUAUACCUCCACGCUGACGCCGCCUCGCCCCUCGCCUGGGACGUCCACCACUGGUUCCCCUGUGCUAGGGGAGGGAGGACAGUCCCGAGCAACCUGCAGAUCAUGCAGCUGCAGGCGUCCAGCAAGAAGCACAACAAGCUCGAGUUCCUCGUCCCCUGGUGGGAUCUGCAGCUCGGCAUCUCCAUCAACCAGUUCCUCUCCAUCUUCGCUUGCAAGAAUCCCGACUUUAGGAACAGAGCGUUCGCGUUCCUGUUCGCCGACGGGGCCAACGAGGAGCUCAGCUCGCUGCAGGCCGUCGUGUUCACCGGCUAGUCCGUCCCCUGUACCUCCAGGCAGGGCAGGUUCAGGGCUAGUGUUACUCACCGAUCUACGUAUUUCAGUGUGUCUUCCAUGAUCUUGCCUCUGUUUUCCAAUGGUACGGCUUCAGGCUCAUCCCCAGUAUUUCAUUGUGCUGUUUCUUGAGUGCUCACUAGUUGCUAGUGUUCGACUGCUAACAGUGGGUUAAGAUUAGUAUUUUAUAAUUGUUUUCUUGAGGAUGAGUUACAGGGACUGUUCAGGCAAUGACUCCAAAUUAUAUGUGUUUUCUUGAGGUUCGGGUGGUGGACGGAGAUCUGCACGAGGUGCUUGGACAGCAGAUCAGCCCGGAGCUCUGGGGCCGCCUUGCCCUGUCCUGCAGCUACAGCAGCAAGGUGUGGCUGGUCGGCGACCGGCUGACAUCGCGGGAGCAGGAGAAGGCGGAGCUGGGUUGCAAUAGAAUCCCAACAGGACCGACGCUGAAGGGCUUGGACAUGUGCUUCUUGACAUUCCAUUGCUUGGCAACACCUUCCAAGGAUAGCCAUCCCACCACACCAGCAUGCCCCGGCUUCGAGGGAAUCGGCCACUUCACCACCGCAACGGGCAGGCUUUCCCUGCCCGCCUUUGGGCUGGCAUCCUACAAGCUCCGCAGCUCCCUAUGGGCAUCCAACGGUGCCCCAGAACAGGAGAGUGUCAUGUCGCUGAUGCAGGAGGCGGACAACUGGCUCCGCUACGUACAGGUUGCUCUCAUGAGGAAAAGUUGCGGCUACAGGAUGCCCUCCUCCUCUCCUCCACCCCCUGACAUGGAAUGCGUAUCCUUCAGGACAACUCAAGCCCCUCCUCCUCUCCUGUACAUGAAUGUGAGAUGAUGCGCAUGCAAGAUCUGAGCCAAAUGGCAUAUUGUAAUCUUUUAUUGCUGGUUUUUAUGGACGAUGUCAUGAAGAUGUACGUUUGAAAUGUUGCUUUGAUAGCAAAAUUGUAUUCCUGUGUACAUGCUGCUUUGACAGCAAAAUUAUGAAAAUUUCUCAACAAUAUAUAUGGGCAAAAUUGUAUUCC
Molecule: messenger RNA, 1789 nt
Organism: Triticum urartu
Lineage: Eukaryota; Viridiplantae; Streptophyta; Magnoliopsida; Poales; Poaceae
Source: RefSeq, a predicted model, not a curated record